AUCGAAAUACCUCAAACUCCACCGACACUAAUCAGCCCCAUUAACGAAAAUGGCUUUUUAAUAGCAUUUUCGAGUGCUUUCUAACGACAGAACGCACCGAUGCUACAUUUAUGUCCGUGUUUGUCCGUAGACGGAGCUGAGCGAGGAUGAUCCGAUGGCUGACUGCCGUGGUGCUUCUGGCCCACAACCUGGCCGCCCAGGAGCCGGCCUCCCCGUGUCCCCGGUCCUUCAGGUACGAGCCGAGGAAUCCCGCCGAGCCCGACCGGAUCUACGGCGUCCUCACGCUGCUCACCGACCAGGACCUCAACGGCGUCUGGCUGAGGCUCAUCUUCGACAGACCCAGCCUUCAACUAGGGAAUUGGUUUGGUAUGGUGAAAACGGACGAUAAUAUAGUGUAUCGGAUACAAAACCGUAACAGGGUAUUGGAGAAGAACGUUCCGGUUCCCGUUCGUUUCUACAUCAAAUAUAACCCAGACGAGCCGAUUCCGAAGUUAGUGGAAUGGCGUUUGAAUGCGAAAACCGUUUGCCCGGCUUCUACGGCGUCGCGCGACACCGAAAGCUCGGAUAUGUACUUCACCAGUCCGGAAUUGACCACUCUUAGUACGCCUAUGAUGGGACAGAAUUCUAACGAUCAAUUUGAUAAGCUGUUCCAUUCAUCGCAAGGCAACAACGAGGACGACGACUUUUUCAUGGGAGACUUCGCCUUGCUGGGGAAACCCCGACCGUCCAAGCCCAUACUGGACGAAGUCCAAUGCGGCGUUGUCAUUAAAACCGCCCAGCCCCUCAUCACCUACGGCCAACCCACCCGAGAGGGUGAAUACCCCUGGCACGCAGCCCUCUAUCACGCCCGCGGCAUCGACCUGACCUACAUCUGCGGAGGCUCCUUGGUGACGAUGAAACACGUCAUCACCGUCGCUCAUUGCGUCACCAGGAGGAAAUCCCAAAGCGCGCUGCCGCCCAGCACGCUGAUGGUGUACCUGGGAAAAUACUAUCUCAAAGUGUGGUCGAAUCCGGGCAUACAAGACAGGCAAAUCGACAAGAUCAUCGUCCACCAACGGUACAAUUCGCACACGUUCAGCCACGACAUCGCCGUGUUGAAGCUCAACGAACCGGCCGAAUUGACGAAUUACGUGCGGCCUGUGUGCCUGUGGCAGGAGCAGACCAGCUUGGAAGCCGUCAUAUCUCGACAAGGCACCGUCGUCGGUUGGGGAUUCGACGAAACGGGCAAAGUCACCGAGCAACUGACGCAGGCCCACAUGCCGGUGGUCUCGCAGGAAACCUGCAUCUACUCGUUCCCCGAGUUUUAUUCGAGGUUCACGUCCGAUCACACCUAUUGCGCUGGAUUUAACAACGGUACGUCAGUAUGCAAUGGAGACUCGGGGGGCGGCAUGGUGUUCCCGAUGAAAGGAUCGAGUUCCUACAAUCCCAUUUGGCAGCUGAGGGGAAUGGUAUCUAUAAGUGUGGCGUUGCAGAACCAAUUCAAAUGCGACGCCUCUCACUACGUGGUUUUCACCGACGUCGCCAAAUAUACGGAUUGGAUCAAAAACGCUUUAGAAGUGUAG
This is a messenger RNA of Phyllotreta striolata, 1562 nucleotides long. NCBI's taxonomy places the organism in Eukaryota, Metazoa, Arthropoda, Insecta, Coleoptera, Chrysomelidae. The record is from the annotation of a GenBank genome assembly.